Guillardia theta CCMP2712 is the source of this 1446-nucleotide messenger RNA. RefSeq lists its product as hypothetical. Gene Ontology annotation, cellular component: nucleus. NCBI's taxonomy places the organism in Eukaryota, Cryptophyceae, Pyrenomonadales, Geminigeraceae. Gene Ontology annotation, biological process: rRNA processing. The transcript has 10 exons. The record is from RefSeq and is a predicted model, not a curated record. Bases 1 to 1446 code for a protein of 481 amino acids.
AUGGCGAAUCUUUUCCAUGGCCUCACCGCCGCAAUGAGCUCCUGCUUCCUCGGUCGCCUCCAGCUCGACCCGGACUGCGGCAUUCCGGCCCUGCGCAUCAUCACUGCCGUCGAGCGAGUGUUCAUGCUAGAGGAGGAGAAGAUGGCGGAGCAAGGAAGCUUCGCGCACGAGUCACUGCUGAGCCCUGACGUGGCGAGCCUGGUGGUGUCAAAGAUACAGAGCCAUGCGCUCGAGCUGCUGAAACUUACGAAUGACGUUGACCCUGUUGGACGCAGCGACAUGCUGUUUGACGGAGAUGUCGUAGAAGCUGCUUCCUCCUCCAUCAGCGGCAUGACCAGUAGCGUGCAGGCGAAUGUUCAGAGGGCGCACAAGAGGAGGAGGACAGCGAAAAUGGAGGGCAAGAGCUCAAGUCAGACGAUGAUGGAGCAGACAGAUGUUGCCGUUGCUCCCGAGCUUCUUUCAGCCUCGUUUCACCUGAUAGAGUCAGCUGUCAUGGUCUGCGGCUCAGUGCUCGACGGCUCAGUGAGAAGAGAAGUCAGCAGCAAAGUCAUCGCCUACCUCCUCCUCUCCUACAACCAGACCGCUUUCCUCGCCGACACCGCCAGACAACAAGGAGAAGUUCGUCUCGCUGCUCUCAAGGUUGCUUGGGCGAUUCUACUAGCUCCUGUCAACGUUCCUCCUGCUUCUGGUCUCGUCAUGCGCGUCUUCCGCUUUGCCACGCAGGAUCCUUGUGUGGAGGUGCGAAGUUUCUCGUCGCUAGCCAUUCAGGCGCUUCCUUCCCUCAUGCACCCACGAGCCCCUACGAUUUUUCUUCCUUCUCUGCAAGCUCCCAUCAUCGAAUCGCAGCCUCCCUCACACCCGCAGCGGCAAGAGGAAACAUCAAGGACGCCCCUGCUCCCUUCCUCUUCCCACGACGCCAUGGAGAUAACGAGUGACGUCCAAGGGGCGACUCAGAGGCCAAAGGAGGCUCCUGUAGCUGCCUCCAGUCAAGCACACAGACCAGCUGCUCUUGCUGCAGCCGAUGCGGUCAACUUGAAGCAGCAAGAGUCCAUGGAUGCAGAGGAGUCGAAGAGGAAGGAGGUGGAGGCAGCCAAGAGAAGGCAAGCAGCGGAGGCGGCGAGGAAGGAGGAAGAAGAGGCAGCGAGGAGGAGAGAAGCGGAGGAGGCAGCCAAAAGAAGAGAAGCGGAGGCAGUGAGGAGGAGAGAAGCAGAGGAGAAGGCAAGGAAGGAAGAGGCAGCGGAGACGGCGAAGAGGAGAGAGCAAACAGCAUCUACGACUGUUGGGAAAGAAGCGGACGUGAGGGAAGGUGCGACAACGAGAGCAGGAGAGGAGGAAGUCGAGAUGCGCACGGCCGACAAGCUCAUGCCUUUGAAGGAGGACAAGGAUGGUGAAGACAGCGACGACCCUCAGCUCGUCAUGUGCAGCCCCGACAGCGACGGUGAUUGA